This is a messenger RNA of Gadus chalcogrammus (walleye pollock), 8969 nucleotides long. It is a transcript of the gene rabgap1l, whose product is annotated as RAB GTPase activating protein 1-like. Bases 2619 to 3827 code for a protein of 402 amino acids. The record is from RefSeq and is a predicted model, not a curated record. Lineage: Eukaryota; Metazoa; Chordata; Actinopteri; Gadiformes; Gadidae. The transcript has 9 exons.
AUCUUAGGUCAUGAUCAUACAUAUGUGUGUGUUAUCGGUAUCGGUAUCGGCCUUUAGGAGCUGUAUGUUAUCGGGUAUUGUGUAUCCCUAAUAUAAAUGUGUAUGUCAGGUUGCAGCUCAAGCCGACUUUUGACGGGGAUCUCGAGGCAUCCCCAGGCCAGUGUUGAGCUAUAAUCUCUCUACCUAGUCCUGGGCCUUCCACGAGGUCUCCUCCAAAUUGGUCGUGCGUGGAACACCUCCCUAGGGAGGUGCCCAGUGGGCAUCCAUACCAGAUGCCCGAACCACCUCAACUGACUCCUUUCUAAGCAGAUGAGCAGCGGCUCUAAUCCGAGUUCCUGACGGAUGGCUGUGCUUCUCAUUCUAUACCUAAGGGAGACACCAGCCACCCUCCUGAGAAAACCCAUCUCGGCCGCUUGUACCCGAGAUCUCUUCCUCUCGGUCACCACCCAUCCCUCAUGACCAUAGGUGAGGUUAGGAACGAGGAUCGACGGUAGAUCAAGAGCUUUGCCUUGCGGCUCAGCUCUCUUUUCGUCAGAACGGUGCCGUUAAAUGAACACAAUACCGCCACCAUUGCUCUGAUUCUCCUGCCAAUCUCAAGCUCCAUCGUACCCUCACUCACGAACAAGAUCCCAAGGUUCUUGAACUCCUUCACUUGGGCUAAGGAGUAAUUUCCUACCCGAAUCCACCGGUUUCCUGAUGAGAGUUAUGGCCUCAAAAAUACACUGGUCUGUUAUUUCUGCAAACAUAAUAAAAGGCCGUUGCUAAGGACACUAUUGCCAACCGUAAAACACACUUUUUCUUUAGUGGAAGCAAUAAAUUCAUUUUUUUGAAUAGAAUACAAUUGAAAUUAUAUUUCAUGUAAAAAUAUUGAUUUCUUUAGUAGGUAGCUGUGUUAUAAGCUGGUUAAUGCGAGCGGGUCAUUAUCGUGAAAUAUCCCUAAUACAUGUUGAUUUUGCUGUACAUUAUCUCUAAAUAUUAGACAGGGGAGGAGGGAGCAAAGGGCAAAGCGAAAGCAGAUAGAGGGAGACUGAGGAGAGGCAAGAGGGAGACAGUGGAGGAGAGGGUGAGAGAGAAAGGGGCUUCCACAGCCUCUCUCCUAUUGGCCAGGCAUGACGGCAUUCUCCCCGGAGACCACCCGCCCCCCCUCCUCAGCCCUGCCUCAUCUGCUCUCUCUCAUUCUCCUCCCCUCUCUCUCUAUGCCUUAGCCUCACCUCCUCUCAUUUUCCGUCUCUACCAGACACCAUCCCGCUAUGCGUUAGCAGCAGCAUUAGCUUACGUUAGUAUUAGCCUUUAGACUUUAGCUGUUAGCCAAGGUGCAAUAGAAGCCCAGUGAUGGGAGGCCUUUUUUCCCUCCCAGGACUGGUCGUAUUGCUAGCUAAAUAGUUAGCUAGCCUGUGGACUGUUCUCUACCUCUGCGAUUCUAUCCUUUCUCCUCUUGCCACCUCUAAGCCUCCUGUGCCGCCUCCCAUCUGCCUCAGCCGAGGAGUGAAAGGCCCCAAGGCUGCUGCUUAGCCCCACCGCUAGCUGCUAGCAUCACAUGCCUCAGCUGGACAGAGAGAAAGAGAGACUGCUGUUGUGGAUCCUCUGCCUUCGCCCCAGCUGCUGCAUUCUGGACAACCACUCGACUGACUGAUUCACACGCAGAUCUGUUUAGCUUCCACUGGAGCUAUCAGGAUUCUCAGGGACGGGUUUGCGAAGUUCCCAAAUGUAGGAGGGAGAAGAGGGCUGAAGGGAGAGGUGGAGGGCCUGCUCAUAAACAUACACUGGAUGCUGAGUGUUUCACGCCUGUCGAGAUUUUGUGUUUCCUUGUCAAAAUCCUUUUCAUCUACCCUUGAUGCUUUUAAGCGAUAAUUUAGUCAUAAACAAAACUAGCUCUCUGUGUGACCCUCUUUAUCUCUCCCACUCUCCGUCUCACUUCUGUUUUUUUAUCUUUCUAUCCUUCCAUCUCUACCCUUUAACUCGGUAUGUCCCUCCACUCUCUGAAUCUCUUUCCUCCAUCCAUCAGUAGUGUCCAUUAGAGGAGAGGAUUCAGCUGUUCCUAGAUCAGCAGGCAAGACGGCACCAAUAGACCUGGUUGGUUGUAUUUAAAAAACAAGACAUUCUCCUUUCCACUCCUGUGAGCUAACCUAAUUAUCAAAGCAUGGCUAUAACGGGGUCAUGCUAACUGGGGCAUAACAGUGUCCUUCACCUGCCCACUGGUGUAGCAGCUCUGUUGCUAAGCACAGGUUGGCCGGUUAGGGAAUAAGAGGGACUAUCAGGUAGGAGCGAGGGGAUGAGCAGUUACAGGUUCUUGUGACGUGGGCUUCCUGCCCAGUAUGUCCUACUGGGAGUUAUAAAUCAUGACAGGACCAAAUCCGACCCGUGAUGCUAAGGAUGUGGUGUUACCAUGCCAACAGAUCUCUGGACUAUGACAACCGACCUCCCCCCUCCCCCACAGUUCUGCAGAGGCCAGACUGAAUCAUAAGGAUUCCUGAGCUCAGGACCACACAGGUUCUACAAGCAUCCACUUUCGUUAACUCUGCCCUGCAUGUGACUCCUGCUGAACUCCAAACCCUCACCCAAUUGUCCACCUGGCUCACGACCACAACUCCCUGAAGCCUCUGGGGCGCUCGGACGACAUGCUGGAACCGACUGCUGCCACUCUGGCCCCAGCAUGGGACCCGCUGUCCUCCUCCUCAACCACCCCCUGUCCAACACCUCUCCCCUGCACUACACCACCUGCGGUGCAGCUGGCCCUGGAGGAUGGUGGGAGCAAAGCGGAGGAUGAUGGGGCCCAGGCUGGGCAGGCCGGAGCAGAGUCUGUGUGCCGGGUGAUGGGCCUCCUGGGCAUGGGUCACCGUCUCUUCGUUCCCAAGCUGCUGGCGACGUCCAAGGAGGACCUGCUUCAAGCGGACUUUGAAGGAGCGCUAAAGUUCUUCAGAGUGCAGCUUCCCAAGCGCUACAGAGCAGCAGAGAACGCUCGCAGACUCAUGGAGCAGGCCUGCAACAUCAAGGUUCCCACGAAGAAGCUGAAGAAGUAUGAGAAGGAGUACCAGACCCAGAAAGUGAGCCAGCUACAGCAGGAGGACCCCAUAGACCGCUACCAGAGGGAGAACCGGCGACUACAGGAGGCCAGCAUGCGUCUGGAGCAGGAGAACGAUGACCUCGCCCACGAGCUAGUCACCAGCAAGAUCUCCCUGAGGAACCACCUGGACCAGGUGGAGGACAAGGCUGAUGUUCUGAACAAAGAGCUGCUGAACACCAAGGAGCGCCUUGUGGAGACAGAGGAGGAGAAGAGGAGACAAGACGAGGAGACGGCGCAGCUGAAGGAGGUGUUCAGGAGAGAGCUUGAGAAAGCAGAGUCGGAGAUCAAGAAAACGACAGCUAUCAUUGCGGAAUACAAACAGAUCUGCUCCCAGCUGAGCAGUCGCCUGGAGAAGCAGCAGGUCGCCACUAAAGAGGAAAUGGACAUCGUACGGAGUAAGGUGAUGUCCUGUGAGAGAUGCAGGGAUGUGUUUUGUGCUGAGGGACCCCUCCACACGCUGGCCCCGAGCCAGGAGGGCCUCAGGGCCAGCCGGGGAGAUGAUGAGAAGGACUCCCUGAUGGAUCAGCUGAGGGAGCUGGAGCUUGAGCUGGCCCAAACCAAGCUGCAGCUGGUGGAGGCCAAGUGCAGGAUACAGGAGCUGGAGCACCAGAGGGGUGUGUUGCUGAACGAGGUCCAGGCUGCCAAGAACUCUUGGUUCAGUAAGACUUUGGGCUCGCUGAAGAACUCCUCCUCUGCCUCCACCUCCUCCUCCAGCACCUCCCAGUCCCAUGGUCCCAUCUCUCCCAAGGAGGGCACCUCCUAGGUCUACACCUAGAUCCCGCACACCUGGACCCCACCUCCACCCCUCCCCCCUACACCUUGUUUGAAGGAAGGAUGUAAAAUGAACAGCUAAAGAGUGCGAGCUGCAGAAUCAUUCUGUGUUCCCUUUUCAUUGGUCUAGAAGCAGGAAAAGGGCAGAACUCAAUGCUUUUCCGUGUUUGAUUAGCUGAAUUUUUUUUUUUUGUUGCUUUCACCUUUCUCCAACAUUAUGACUACUGCAAUCCUGUCUCUAGGCUUACUGCCCACAUGCUUUCAGUCACUGAUUGUUGAAACUGAUUUAUUCAAAGCUUGCUAUUGAAGAAAUCGUAUUUGGUUUCAACUGCUCCCUCCUGUUGCCAGACAUGGCAAAUGCAGAGUGAUGGACAAUUAUCCAUUGUUGCCAUGUGAUUAUGCUAUCAAGAACACGUUGAAUCUGUAUUUAGUGUCCUACCAAUAGGGACGUAUCUUACAAGACUAACAUUCUUCCUCACUGACAUGGCUGCUUCAAUAACCCUCUACAGCUCUGCAAGAACGCGUUCAGAAAUACACUCAAAACCUUAGCUUCUUUAUGGUUAUACUAUAAGUAUACAACGUUGUUAUAUAAAUAUGUAUAUGUACUAAUUCUUCAUGGAUUCUUUUUUUUUUUAAUCUUUGUACAGGAAUGCUCUGCUUAAAUUUAUUUUUGUUGUGUUAAUUUUAGGAUUAGAAUUUUUGUCUUUGGUAAUGUUGAUCCAACAAAGCACAGUGGCUUUGAAGUCAAGUUCAUAUUCUUCUGCUCCGAAAACAUUCCCUUAAUGCCACCGCCCCCAGCUAGGACAGACAGAUCCUAACUUCCCAGCUAGGACAGAUUGACAGACAGAUUCUGACCCUAACGACUCCAGCUAGGACAGAUAAAUACCCCAAGUAGGACAGACGGACAGGCUGACUCAAACAUUGCCUAAUGAUUGUUUCUGAUUAACUUUUUAAAGGGGUGUGUUUCAGUAUUUUAACCAUGUCCAUAUUCAGCAUUAUAAUACAAGUAAUUUUAAGUCCUCCAGCCAAUCACACAGCCAUUUUCACAACUUCAUAUUUCACAAACACUAUAGUUGUACCGUUUGUAGUACCAACUGAUCCUUGUGUUCUGGACGUUGAGCGGAGUUCAUUCAGUGUUAACUGAAGUCGGCUGCCAAGUUUUACUCCGUUGUUCUCCAUUAAUUACGUCACAAAUUCAGGUAAGUUUGGCGUGGGCGGAAGGUCAUAUUUAGAAUUUUGCAGAAGGAAGCUGCAAUGAGUCCUGAUCAAUAUGUAAUUCCUGUGCUGUAUCCAAUAAUAAAUGUACCUUCCGAUGUUCAACACACCAUUUGUUUUUUUAUUGAACACUGAGCAGACAUUCAAUAUUAAAGCUGAACUUAAUAAGAUGUAAAGUUAACAUUGUUUAAGGCUUGUUAAAAACACAAAAGUGUGAACAUUACAGUACGUAUCUUUAUACUUGUAAUGCAAUGUAAGAUGUACUUUAUUAGUCCCUUUAUUAGAUAUAAAAAAAAUCAAGGAUAUGAAGGUUAUUCUACAAACCAUAAUACACCUAUAGACAAUGGAAGGUUCACUGCAGCCUAUUCCUGUGAAUUUAGAGGUUUGCAUCCUCAUUGGUUGUUAAAGUCACACGUUAAGGUACAGCCACACUGAACGCGUUACGAGCGUUAGAGGUGUUGAAAAUCUGCAUUUUUGCAUAGGGAACCAUUGGUUUAGGUGCGUAUAUGCGUUACACGUGCUAAAGCUGCGCGUUGGGCGUAACGCGCCAAAAUAAUUCUGAUUUUCAACGCCUACGCACGUAACGCGUUCAGUGUGGCCGUUUGUUAUGCGAGCACUAACUGGGAAUUACUGCGGGGCAGCUAAGUGAUGCGGUCAAUGUAGUGAAACUGAGAAAACAUUAGAAUAUAUCCCACCUUUUUUGUCCAGAAAAACAGACAAUAUCCUAAAGAAAAAAACAAUACAUUUAAUGUUACUCAAUUAAGCUGCAGUUCCGUUGGGCAGUUUAAGAAAUAAUGAAAUAGUAAUCAAACAAAUAAUUAUAUUUGCGUUGCAGGCCUGCAGAUAAUCUAAACGUAAAAUAAUCUAAACACUAAACAUAGUUUCCGUACAACACAGUAAUGAAUCAAGUAGAUAUCUCCAUAAAAUAAAUCAAAUUUAACUAAGAUAUUUAGUCUGUAUCUAUUUGAACAGUUGGCGAAAGUUGUUCGAACGGUCACAAGCAGUGGCGGCUGGUGAAAAAUAUUCUAGGUGAAUUCUAGAAGCUUUCGGUAACUAUCCCAAUAAAAGAAUCCAAACCAAAAGGUACCAUUGUUUUAGGGAUAAACAAUAUUUAUUUAAUUGCCCUUUAAAAACAACAGACAGAUAAUGACAAUGAUAUGAGAUGUAUAUUAGUGAAUACUCUUGAUACAAAAUUCAAGUUCUCGAGAGACCUUUACAAGUGGAUGAUGAUUAAAAAUAACUAUAUACAAAGAAAAACUGUCAUAGGAACAUAAAAUGUACCAUUUGGAUUAAAUAUAUAAGUGAAUACUCUUAGUACAAAAUUACAAUAUCAUUGUAUAUUAUUGUAAUAUUUACAGGUGGAUGAUUAAAGUUAACUAUACACAGAAAAACUGGUAUAGGAACAUAAAAUGUACCAAUUGGAGUCUAAUCAGCGUUUAUGUCUCACUCCCUUGAAACCUGGGGACUGUGUGUAAAUACUGAGUUGUAUGAGUGAGUGAGUAUAUGUGUGAGUGUGAUUGUGAGUGAGUAUAUAUGCAAGUGUGUUUGUGAGUGAGUGAGAGUGAGUAUGUGUUUGUGAGUGAGUGAGGGAGUUUGAGAGUGUUUGUGAGUGAGUGUGAGUUUGAAAGUGUGAGUGAGAGUGUGUGUGAGUGAGUUUGAGAGUAUGUCUGUGAGGGAGUGAGUGCUCUUAUUUGUACAUGAACUUUGCUCUUCUGUUUUUCUUAGUGGCAAACUUCUCAAUGACUUUGGCGUUAAAGUCAGGAUUGUUCUGUAUCAGGUUUUCCUCCAUGGAGAGCAUAGCAUAGUAGUGCGUUCAGGCGGUCUUGUGCCAUGGGGUUCCUAAGGAAUGUUUUUAUCUUCUUUAAAGUAGAGAAGCACCUCUCUGAUUCUGCUGUGGUCAUCGGUGUGAUGAUAAGAAUCUUUAAAAGACUUACAGUCUCGCUGAAUGUGUCCUGAAGGUUGUUUUCCAUGAAAACCUGGAAGAGAGCCAGUGCGCCACUGCAAGCCUUAAAUAGACCAGGGACAAUUCUGUCUUCAGUUUGGCCUUGUCCAGUGUGGGGUAGGCUUCCACAGGGGUUUCCAGCGCUGAAUAUGGGAACUUUACGCUGUGUUGGGGGAACAAGUCUCCUUGCAGCAGAGUGGCACUGAUGAGGUGCUUGGUGAAAGAGAACCUCUCCUUGGCAUGACUCAGAAUGGUAUCACAUACCUAUGAAAUGAUACAUCAUUUAAAAAAAAAGGUCACUACACUGAAUAAACAGUAUAAUUAAAUGUUCAUAUAUCACCAUGUAAAUAUCAUUAGCAUCUGACAAGGGCAAGGACAGCUUAUUGUUAAAUAUCAUAAAUAUGAAAUAACUGCAUCUAAACAUUUUAGCGUGUUAGCUUUUUUCAGUAGCUGUAUGGUGAAUAGUUCAUAAUAUUUUAAUGCAUAGGCUAACUGUUUUAUACAGGAAUUUAAGACAAACAAAGAUACCAAAAGUAAAACACCUCAUGUCCUGUAUAUAGAACAAUGUUACAGCUUACCUCUGUAGCUAACCGGUGCUGCUCCUCUUGGCCUAGGGCCUUCCGUUUCUUUGUGGAUGGCUGCUGCACAGAUAGAGGAACGGAGUCCCUGAUACAAAACAGAUAAUUCAUAAGUCGCUGUGCACAAUUACAGUUUCAGAAACCUGCUGGAGAUAUAAAAUUAGUCCAGCUCUGUGUAUUGUCACUACAUUAAUACAUUUUUACUAGCUCAUCCGAACUGGAUUGUCUUUAAAAUUGUGAAAAAUGGCUUAGUUAUUAUUAUCAAAAUUAUGAGUUAUUCUACUGUGUUCAGACAUGUAAUUAAUGUUUGUUCUUUUCAUAGACAUUUUAUCAGUCAAUGUGAAAAAUGACAUAGCCUACCUGAUAGCUUGUAUGCUGUUGGUGAACCUCUGAAUGACUCCUGUGAUGUAGACAGAGUCGAUGUCCCUCUUUUGCAGCUGGUUAAACAGCAUGUCUACAUGUGCCAUGAUCUUAUGAAAAAAUGCAAGAAAAAACUAAAAUAUUCAUCUUCCAGCAUCCUCUCAAAACCCCAAGCUUCUCUCACAGUUGUUGCAUCAAAUUCACCAUUCUCUCUGAUGGUCCGAAAACACUUCAGGAGGUUGUCCUUGUGCUCAAAAAUGGUGUUAACAGCACGACUGUGAAAGUUCCACCUUGUUGAUGAAGCUCUAGGAAGUCUGUGUGCCACCACUUUAUCAAGCACAGCGGUUCGCUGGGAUGACCUGGAGAAAAACGCAGCAAAACCACCCAGAUCUGAAAAAAAAGCACCGACCUUGGUGAUAUGGGAUGUUGCCUGCUGCAUUAUCAGGUUGAGCUGAUGAGCAUAACUGUGUACAUAGUGGGCACUCCCGUACACGUCUUUAACUUUGCACUGCACUCCACCUGUGACUCCUCUCAUCAGAGCAGCUCCAUCAUAGACUUGGGCGAUUAAUUUCCCCCGUUGUCCCUCAGGAAGAAAAGUGUUCAGCCUUUCUAACACCGCGGUGGCGACUGUCAGCGGUCGAGUUUGGAAGCUGGAUGAACUCAUAAAAACGCUCUCGGACUUCAUUCAGGCUGUCAAUGUAACGUAGCACAAGCACCAGCUGACAGUGGGUGGCAGUGUCUGUUGUUUCAUCUGCCUGAAUAGCCAGAUAAUCUGCCCUUUUUACAUCCUCCAGAAUGCAGUCUCGAAGAACCGACAGCAUGCAGUCCAAAAGUUCGUUUUGAACUGUCUUUGAGGUGCCUUUAAAGACAGUGGCGGUCUUCAGGUGCUCCUCUAACACACCAUCCAGUGACGCCACAAGAUCGACUAAUCCCCGAAAAAUGCCAGGGUUGUUGGAGGAUGCCGUCUCAUCGUGGCCCCGCAAUGCCGGGGCCUGCCCGUAAUUCCGACACCUCAUUGUUCCGACGUCUCAAUGGUCCG